Molecule: messenger RNA, 1479 nt
Organism: Puma concolor (puma)
Lineage: Eukaryota; Metazoa; Chordata; Mammalia; Carnivora; Felidae
Gene: SPRED1
Product: sprouty related EVH1 domain containing 1
Biological process (GO): negative regulation of MAPK cascade; multicellular organism development
Cellular component (GO): membrane
Molecular function (GO): protein kinase binding
Source: RefSeq, a predicted model, not a curated record
AUGGUUUUGACCCGCUUUGACCCUCUGCAGGAGGAUCUCACCAAGCAGUGGCCAGGUGCCAGCAGCACCCAGGAACAUUUGUGGGAGCGUGCUGUUGCCGAUGCCCAGAGACUGCAGCUGGGUGCCACCUACCCCAGAAAAAGCUCAUGUGAUCGUAUAGCAGCAGUGCUUCAGGGAUUUAAUAGUUAUGCACGAGUGCGAGCUGUGGUGAUGACCCGGGAUGACUCAAGUGGUGGAUGGUUACCACUUGGAGGGAGUGGACUAAGCUGCGUCACUGUCUUCAAAGUCCCUCACCAGGAAGAGGAUGGCUGCGCUGACUUUUUUAUCCGUGGAGAGCGACUCAGGGACAAAAUGGUGGUUUUGGAAUGUAUGCUUAAAAAAGACCUCAUUUACAAUAAGGUCACCCCAACAUUUCACCACUGGAAGAUUGAUGAUAAGAAAUUUGGCCUUACCUUUCAAAGUCCUGCUGAUGCUAGGGCUUUUGAUAGAGGCAUUCGAAGAGCUAUAGAGGAUAUUUCUCAAGGAUGCCCAACAUUUAAAAAUGAAGCUGAAGGAGUAGAAGAUGACUUACAAGCAACUGAAGAGGAUACUUCCAGUUCUCUAGUGAAAGAUCAUCUUUUCCCGCAAGAGACAGUUGUUACCAGUGAGCCUUACAGAAUCUCAAGACCUUCUGCCUUUGAAGGUCUGGAUGCCAGAAGAGUCUACUUACAAAGUCAAGCCAGUCAGAUAACAUUCAGUCAUCCGGGCCUAGACAUUCAGGGCAGAAGUAUAGAAUAUGUACAACGGCAAAUAUCCAAGGAAUGUGGAAGCCUAAAGUCCCAAAAUAGGGUCCCUUUGAAAUCAAUCCGACAUGUCAGCUUUCAAGAUGAGGAUGAGAUUGUCAGGAUAAACCCUCGAGAUAUCUUAAUACGUCGUUAUGCAGACUACAGACAUCCUGACAUGUGGAAAAAUGACUUAGAGAGAGAUGAUACUGAUUCCAGUAUUCAAUUUUCUAAACCAGACAGUAAAAAAUCAGACUAUCUGUACUCUUGUGGGGAUGAGACUAAGUUAAGUUCACUCAAAGACUCUGUGGUAUUUAAGGCACAGCCUUCCUCAUUAAAAUUUAAGAAGUCAAAACGAAGAAAAGAAGAUGGUGAACGUUCCCGCUGCGUAUACUGCCAGGAAAGGUUUAAUCAUGAAGAAAAUGGCAGGGGAAAAUGUCAGGAUGCUCCAGACCCUAUUAAAAGAUGCAUAUAUCAAGUUAGUUGCAUGCUCUGUGCAGAGAGCAUGUUAUAUCAUUGUAUGUCAGACUCAGAGGGAGAUUUUUCUGAUCCCUGUUCAUGUGACACUAGUGAUGACAAGUUCUGCUUACGAUGGUUAGCCCUAGUAGCUUUGUCUUUCAUUGUACCAUGUAUGUGCUGCUAUGUCCCUUUGAGAAUGUGCCAUCGUUGUGGUGAGGCGUGUGGGUGCUGUGGCGGGAAACAUAAAGCUGCUGGAUGA